Salvelinus namaycush (lake trout) is the source of this 3545-nucleotide messenger RNA. Its product is annotated as hepatocyte nuclear factor 4-beta-like. The transcript is spliced from 2 exons. NCBI's taxonomy places the organism in Eukaryota, Metazoa, Chordata, Actinopteri, Salmoniformes, Salmonidae. The coding region runs from base 26 to 3454 and encodes 1142 amino acids. Gene Ontology annotation, biological process: anatomical structure development; positive regulation of transcription by RNA polymerase II; cell differentiation. The record is from RefSeq and is a predicted model, not a curated record. Gene Ontology annotation, molecular function: zinc ion binding; nuclear receptor activity; RNA polymerase II cis-regulatory region sequence-specific DNA binding.
GGAAGAUGACUCAUCGGCUGACAACAUGGUAACGACUGGACCGGAAACGACUACGAGUAAUGAGAGCACAGCACAAGAGAACACCACAGCAACUGUCACAAGUUCCGCUGCAACAGCGGGCCACAAACAGAUGCAGGUAUGUGUCUGUGGUUGGAGGAAAGUUACAUCACACCAUGGGUUGAGGAUCCACCAGGGGAAGAAGGGGUGUUUGGGUAAAGAGAGACAGAGGCCCCGCAUUGAUCACUUUCUGCGAAAGCGAUCAAAUCAGUCGAAUGAAGCACAGCAACUGGACGCAAACCAUAGUUUGCAGUGCAUCAGUACCACUGUCAUGGAGGACGUAAACUCAAGCACCGAAGUAACACCUGAGGUGGAACCAACAACAGGAGUGGAACUCACCCAGCCUCCCAGACCUGCAGUCGAGAGGAGACUACCAGGGCACAGACCGUAUGUGAAGUGGCCUGGCGCCAGUGACAAGAAGUUGUGGGAAGCAGUGAAUACUGACCUUACCUUGACCCUCGAGAAACUUCGAGGCACAGUGGAGAAGAAGUUGGAGAGGAUGGGGGACAUCAUCUAUGAGUACGGGGCAGAAAGCUUUGGAGUGCAAGAGGCAAAAGGCGGGAGAAAGGUUCCAACCCCACCAGUUUCCAGGAGGCAACAAGAAAUCAAGCGCCUCGUUCAAGAAAGGAGACAGCUUAAGAAACAGUGGAAGAAGGCCUCGGAAGUGGAAAAGGAGGGCAUAGAGGCACUUCAGGCUGACAUUAAAACCCGGUUGGCAUCCCUCCGUAGAGCAGAGAACCUACGGAAACGCAGAAGGAAGAAAGAACAAACUAGAACUCGAUUCUAUAAAGAUCCCUUCAAGUUCCUUAAAAGUCUCUUCACGAAGGAAAAAAGUGGAGCUCUAAAAACAACAAAGAAAGACCUAGAGGAGCACCUGAUAACAACAAACUUUGACUCAAAGCGACAUGAACAUCUGGCCAUCCCAUCAGAUAUCCCACCCAUUGAACCCCCGGAACAUCAUAUUGAGACCAGCCCUCCGACAUGGAAAGAGGUGGAAAACACAGUUCGACGGGCAAGAACAGCAUCAGCCCCGGGGCCAAAUGGAGUCCCGUACAAAGUGUAUAAGAACGCACCAGACGUCCUGAGGGUCCUCUGGAGGCUUAUGAGAACAGCUUGGCAAAAGAAGAUAAUACCCAAAGUGUGGCGUAGGGCAGGCGGGGUCCUGAUCCCUAAGGAGAAGGAUGCAGUGAACAUCAGCCAAUUCCGCCCAAUCUCCUUACUGAAUGUCGAGGGUAAAAUCUUCUUUAGGGUCAUUGCCCAGAGGAUGUCCGAGUACCUGCAAAGGAAUGCGUACGUCGAUACAUCUGUACAGAAGGCAGGAAUAUCAGGGUUCUCUGGCUGCUUGGAACACUCCAGCAUGAUCUGGCACCAGAUCCAAAUGGCCAAGGUGGAGAAAAGGGACCUUCAUGUAGUCUUCCUCGACCUCGCCAAUGCAUUUGGCUCUGUGCCCCAUGAACUCCUGUGGUCUGCCUUCAGAUUUUUCCACAUACCGGACACCAUCACAACCCUGGUGAAGUCGUACUUCCAGGAUCUGCAGUUCUGCUUCACCACCUCAGAGUUCACGACCUCAUGGCAGUGCCUGAAUGUAGGAAUAAUGGCGGGAUGUACCAUUUCUCCGUUGGCAUUCAUAAUGGCAAUGGAGGUUAUCAUCAGAUCCUCAAAAUGGGUUGCUGGUGGACAGCGAGUCGACUCUGGUUUCCGCCUCCCUCCACUCAGAGCCUACAUGGACGACAUUACAACAUUGACCACCACUGUCCCAUGCACCAGGAGACUGCUCAGAAAACUCGAGGAGAACAUCAGCUGGGCCCGUAUGAAGAUUAAACCAUCCAAGUCACGCAGCAUCUCGAUUGUGAAGGGAGUACUCUCUGACCUGAAAUUCUUCAUCGGAGAUGACCAAAUCCCAACAGUGUCUGAGCAGCCGGUAAAAAGCCUUGGAAGGUGGUAUGAUGCAAGCCUGAAGGACAAAGACCAGGUGCAACAGCUGCGCAAAGACAUCAGUAGUAGCCUACAGUCCAUCGACAACACCCAGCUACCUGGAAAGUUAAAGGCCUGGUGUCUGCAGUUUGGUCUCCUACCCCGGGUGUUGUGGCCCCUAGCAGUGUAUGAGGUUCCAAUCUCAACAGUGGAGAAGAUGGAAAGAGGAGUCACAGGCUACUUAAAGAAGUGGCUCGGGGUUCCACGAUGCCUUACCACCAUAGGCCUCUAUGGAGAUGGUGUCCUCAAGCUGCCCCUCACCAGUCUAACAGAGGAAUUCAAGUGUGCAAAAACCAGGCUCCAGAUGACACUGAAUGAAUCUCGAGACCCAGUGGUGAGCAACAACGCGCCGACCUUGGCAACUGGGCGCAAAUGGAGGCCAGGAAAAGCAGUCCAGGAGGCAACAGCAGCCCUCAGACAUGCUGACAUUGUGGGUCAUGUUCAGCAAGGGAGAGGAGGCCUUGGGCUAACUAGCCGUGCUGCUUGGAGUAAGGCCACUGCACCAGAGCGGCGGAAGAUGGUAGUGCAGGAAGUACGCCAUCAGGAGGAGGCUGCAAGGUGGGCCAAGGCAGUCUCUCUUGCCAAACAAGGACAGUGGACUCGAUGGGACAGUGUGGAGAAGAGGAAGAUCAGCUGGAAGGAUCUGUGGGCCAUGGAAGCGAGGCGGUUGAGCUUUUCCAUCAGAGCAACAUAUGACGUCCUUCCAACACCAGUUAAUCUUCACCAAUGGUAUGGUGAAGAUCCGGACUGUGCCCUCUGUUCCAUGCCAGCCAACCUCAGGCACAUUCUCACAGGGUGUAAAACAAGCCUCACCCAAGGACGCUACACUUGGCGUCACAACCAAGUCCUUAAAAACCUUGCUUCCGCCCUGGAGGACAAGCGAGCUGCCACCAACUCCCUACCACCCCCAGCAGCAUCACACCCCUUACGGACGACUUUUGUCCGCGAAGGGGCUAAACCACCGAAGAGCGGCUCUACACCAUUAGAGCGAGACCAGCUGCGCUUGGCCCGCGACUGGAAAAUGCUAGCUGACAUUGGCCGGCAACUUGUGUUUCCUCCGGAGAUCGCAACCACCACCCUAAGACCUGACAUAGUGCUCUGGUCCCGUUCGCUCAAGAAGGUCUUCAUCAUUGAGCUCACAGUACCCUGGGAGGACUCAGUAGAUGAGGCUUAUGAGCGAAAACAUCUGCGCUAUGCCGAUCUAGCUGCCGAAGCACGGCAUCAUGGCUGGAACACAGAAGUCCGACCAGUGGAGGUGGGCUGCAGAGGUUUUGUGGCAACAUCUACAACCAGACUGCUUAGAGACCUGGGAAUUAAGGGCCAGAGCCAGCGUUCGGCAAUCAAAGCUGUAUCAGAGGUGGCAGAAGGCAGCAGUCAAUGGCUCUGGAUGAAGAGGAAAGACCCCAGCUGGGCCCCGAAGUGAGAGGGCCAGGAGGUUCUAACUCAAAUGUAAUGGCGUUCCCCCAACCCCAAGAUCACACCCUGUCUCAGGACCUACUAGGAGGCCAUGUCGG